This is a messenger RNA of Coffea eugenioides, 2875 nucleotides long. Its product is annotated as alpha-L-fucosidase 2. The transcript has 10 exons. The record is from RefSeq and is a predicted model, not a curated record. The coding region runs from base 202 to 2715 and encodes 837 amino acids. Lineage: Eukaryota; Viridiplantae; Streptophyta; Magnoliopsida; Gentianales; Rubiaceae. Gene Ontology annotation, molecular function: alpha-L-fucosidase activity. Gene Ontology annotation, biological process: carbohydrate metabolic process.
UCCCUGUAUCCACUGAUUUCGCUCAUCAGUUCGCUGGCUCACCAGUGUUGUACCAUUUCUCUGAAAAAGAUCAAGUUUCAAACAUAAAAUAUUUGGGAAAUAAAGUAAGCAAAAGUGGCUUUCUUUAACUUCAUUGUCUACUUGACUAUACUGUUUAGUCUAGAAUUGUUUUUGGUCCAUGAUGCUUCGCCAAUUCGUCAAAUGGAAGAAGGUCAUAGAUGGGUUCUUGUGAAGAAACCCUGUGACAGAGAUGCAUGGAGCCCAACUUUGUCAUCAUCAAAUUCAGGGUCUAAUUCGGGUCCGGGCCCUCUUAAGAUUAGGUUCAAUGAACCAGCUAAGUAUUGGACUGAUGCUCUUCCCAUUGGUAAUGGUCGUCUUGGUGCUAUGGUCUGGGGGGGUGUUCCAGCCGAAGUUCUCAACCUUAACGAGGACACACUUUGGACGGGCAUUCCUGGGGAUUACACUGAUCCAAAUGCUCCAGAAGCGCUAGCUGAGGUCAGGAAACUUGUUAAUGAAGGCCAAUAUGCAGAAGCUACCAGUGCAGCAGCACAGUUAUCGGGAGAACCAUCUGAGGUAUACCAACCCCUUGGAGAUGUCAAGAUAGAGUUUGACGAUUCCCAUACUAAAUAUGACAAAGAGUCAUACCACAGGGAACUGGACUUGGAUACUGCAACAGUAACAGUAAGAUAUUCAGUAGAUGAGGUAGAAUUUACAAGGGAGCACUUUGUCUCUUAUCCAGAUCAAGCAAUAGUAGUAAAGAUUUCUGGAAACAAACCGGGGCGUUUGAACUUCACUGCAUCGCUGGACAGUGAAUUACAUCACCGUUCAUAUGCAAACGGCAAAAGUCAGAUUGCUAUGCAGGGAAGUUGUCCUGGCAAAGGAAUUGCAUCUGAAUCAUUAGAAGAUGAUGACUAUCCUGAAGGAAUUCAGUUCUCAGCUUUUCUUGAUUUACAGAUCAGUGGUAGUAUGGGUACAUUACAUGUUUUAGAUGACAAGAAACUUCAUGUUGAGGGUUGUGAUUGGGCCAUCAUCAUGUUGUCAGCAUCAUCUUCAUUCGAUGGCCCAUUUAUCAAUCCUUCUGAUUCCCAACGCGAUCCCAGUUCUGAGGCUCUUAGCACAUUGAAUUCAAUAAAAAGAUUUUCUUAUUCUGAGGUGUACUCUCGGCAUGUGAGCGACUAUCAAAAUCUUUUUCAUAGUGUCUCACUGCAGCUCUCAAAAAGCUCCAAAAGUUCAAUAGGAAAUGGCUGCAACUUAACUAAUAACUGUUUGGCUGGAGGUCAAAAACAGUCAAUUUCAACUGCAGAUAGGGUGAAAGCUUUUAAAACAGAUGAAGAUCCAUCUUUGGUAGAGCUUCUGUUCCAAUUUGGUCGAUAUCUGCUUAUUUCUAGUUCACGCCCUGGAACUCAGGCAUCAAACCUGCAAGGGAUAUGGAACAAAGAUAUUCAUCCAGCGUGGGACUGUGCUCCUCACUUGAAUAUCAAUCUACAAAUGAACUAUUGGCCUUCUCUUCCCUGCAAUCUUAAGGAGAGCCAGGAGCCUUUAUUUGAUUAUAUAUCUUCUCUUUCAGUGAAUGGACAUAAAACUGCUAAGGUAAACUAUCAAGCAAGUGGUUGGGUUGCUCAUCAGAUCUCUGACAUAUGGGCAAAAUCAUCCCCAGAUUUUGGUCAACCGGUGUGGGCAUUGUGGCAAAUGGGUGGAGCAUGGUUGUGUACCCAUUUAUGGGAGCAUUAUACAUAUACAGUGGACAAAGAUUUUCUCAGAAAUAAGGCAUAUCCUUUGUUGGAAGGAUGUGCUGCUUUCUUGUUGGACUGGUUGAUUGAAGGCCCUGAGGGUUAUCUAGGAACCAAUCCAUCAACCUCGCCCGAGCAUAAUUUUACUGCACCUGAUGGUAAGCCUGCCAGUGUCAGCAAUACUUCAACUAUGGACAUGGCUAUCACUAGGGAAGUUUUCUCUGCCAUUGUAUCUGCUGCUGAGGUGUUAGAUAAGAGCAAAGACAUUCUGAUUGAAAGAGUUCGUAAAGCUCAGCAACGUCUUUAUCCAACCAAGAUUUCUACGGAUGGAACCAUCAUGGAAUGGGCAAAGGACUUCAAGGAUCCUGAGGUGCAUCAUAGGCAUUUAUCACACUUAUUUGGCUUGUUCCCUGGUCAUACAAUAACUCUGCAGAAAACUCCUGACCUCUGUAAAGCAGCAGAAAAAUCACUACAGAAAAGAGGGAUAGAAGGUCCAGGAUGGUCAACUACAUGGAAAACUGCUUUGUGGGCGCGUCUUCAUAACAGUGAGCAUGCAUAUGAGAUGGUCAAGCAUCUCUUUGAUUUAGUGGAUCCUGAGAAUCCGAGAAGUUUUGAAGGUGGACUUUAUAGUAACCUCUUUGCCGCACAUCCUCCUUUCCAGAUUGAUGCAAACUUUGGCUUCUCUGCAGCCUUGGCAGAAAUGCUCGUUCAGAGCACCAUGCAAGAGUUAUACUUGCUCCCUGCUCUACCUCGAGAUAAAUGGGAUAGUGGCUGCGUCAAAGGCUUGAAGGCGCGGGGCGGUGUGACUGUUAGCAUGUGCUGGAGCGGAGGAGAGCUCGAUGAAGUUGGCCUUUGGUCUGAGGAUCACAACGUCACAAAAAGAUUACAUUAUGGAGGGACUUCUGUCACCACAACAUUAUCUUGUGGCACAGUUUACACGUUCAAUAAGCACUUGCAGUGUGUGAGGUCGCAUGCUCUUGAAUAAGCUUUUCGCUGGGGAGAAUAGGAAUGAAUAAGUUGGUCAUAUUUAUUACUACUACUAUUUGAACCUAACUAAAAGGGGGCUUUUGCUGGUUCUCUCUGUCUAAGUUCUUCUUGGAUCCUCAUCUUUUCUUAAUCCCCAGUUAUAAUUCCUACUUGGUGGU